AUGUUUACGACUACAGGAAAACUUGUGUAUUCUGUGAAGGUCAGCGAGGCCAAGAAUAAGGACGACACGGGGACGUACAGGAACCCCCAGUAUAAGGACAAACUGGUGGCCAACUUCCAAGAUAAGCCAUUGAACAAUGUGUGGGAAUUGUUUGACGGGCUGGUAACGAAGUACAAGGACCGAGAUUGUUUUGGCACUCGAGUGAAGAUGGAUAAUAAGUUUGGGCCAUACAAAUGGAAGUCAUUCUCGGAAGUAAAGGAAUUAGUUUUAGCAGUAGGAUCAGGUUUAGUGAAUACGAAUGCAUGUCCAAUGAUCAGAUGUGAUGACACAAAAGUAACGAGGGCAAGAUUUCUAGGGUUCUACAUGCCAAACUGUGAAGAGUGGAACAUUUGCGAUUUGAGUUGCAGUGCAUUUAACAUAGUAACAGUGCCAUUGUACGAUUCAUUAGGUAUAGAAUCGAGUAAAUUUAUUCUAGAACAGACUUUAAUGCAGACAAUUAUUUGCAACAAAACAUGUGCCAUGAAUUUGUUCAAGUCGCUGGAUACGUGUGAACGCAUCUAUUUAAGAAAACUGAUUUUGGUGGAGAACGAAGCAGAUGCAGAUGUCAAAGAGGCCUGUGAAGAAUACGAGCUAGAAAUUAUCCUGUGGAAAGAUCUAAUCGCAGCUGGGAAGAAGAAGUUACAACAACCGAGACCAGGCAAUUUAAAGGACGUUGCAUGUAUAUGUUACACAUCUGGAACUACGGGAUACCCCAAAGGGGUUAUAAUGACAAACGGAAAUUUCAUAGCUCAGCUAGCUUCCUCCAUAACAGGCCCUUCAAGAUUGCCCCUUUUGGAUAUAAACGAAAAUGACACCCACAUUUCGUACCUACCACUGGCCCAUAUAUAUGAAAGAAUUAUGAUGCUUGUUUUUUGUGCACAAGGGGUGAGAACUGGUUACUACGCAGGGAAUGUGCAAACAUUAGUGGAAGACAUUCAAGAGUUGAAGCCAACUUUGUUUAUUAGCGUGCCGAGAUUGUACAACCGAAUCCACGAAAGGAUAUUUAAUUCAUUAAAAAAAAAAUCAUCAGUGGUUCAAUCUGUGUUCAAUAAGGGGCUGGAACAUAAAAUAAAAAAGCUAAACAACAAUGGUAUUCCUUAUCACUUUUUCUGGGAUAAACUGGUUUUCAACAAGGCCAAGAAAAUCCUUGGAGGAAAUGUUCGAGCUAUGUUGAACGGAUCGGCACCUAUAAGUCCCGAUGUAGUAAAGAAAUUGAAAUCCGUUUUCUGUGCACCCAUAUUUGAAGGGUAUGGAAUGACAGAAACACUUGGUCCAGCAUUCAUUUCGCACAGUACAGAUGUGAAUAUAGGCCACAUAGGGGGUCCUGUUCCCUGUGUUGAAUUUAGAGUUGUGUCCGUCCCGGAAAUGAACUACCUAGUUACGGAUAACCCACCUAGAGGAGAACUACAUUUGAGGGGACCAGCUAUCACCAAUUUGGGUUAUUUCAAACUGGAACAGGAAACGAACGAUUUUAUUGACGAAGACGGAUGGAUAAGGACAGGUGAUAUUGUAUCGUUUAGUGAAAAUGCGUCCAUCACCAUUAUUGAUAGGAAGAAAAACAUUUUCAAAUUAUCACAAGGAGAAUAUAUCGCAGUGGAGAAAAUCGAAUCCGUUUACAAGCAAUCACUUUACAUUAGCCAGAUCUUCGUUUUUGGAUACUCGUACGAAUCUGUGCUUGUUUGUGUUGUGUGCCCCUCCUUGGAUACCAUUGAGAUAUGGAAGAGUAAGAAGAAGAUUACUAAGACGCAUGAGGAGGUGAUGCAGAUGCCCGAGUAUAAGAAGGAUGUAAUAGAUGAUCUGAUCAAAAUGGGCAAGAAGGAUGGGUUGAAGGGGUACGAACAGAUUAAGGACGUGUACUUUGCUACGGAACCCUUCACCAUCGAAAAUGAUUUGCUCACACCGACGGGAAAGAUCAAGAGGCACGCUGUGCAGAAGAAGUACAAGGAGCAGAUCGAUAAGAUGUACAUGCAGUUGAAAGCGGCGGCUUGA
Molecule: messenger RNA, 2028 nt
Organism: Plasmodium fragile
Lineage: Eukaryota; Apicomplexa; Aconoidasida; Haemosporida; Plasmodiidae
Exons: 1
Coding region: 1-2028 (675 amino acids)
Biological process (GO): fatty acid metabolic process
Cellular component (GO): endoplasmic reticulum; membrane
Molecular function (GO): long-chain fatty acid-CoA ligase activity
Source: RefSeq, a predicted model, not a curated record